Messenger RNA from Cuscuta europaea, 3268 nucleotides. The record is from the annotation of a GenBank genome assembly. Lineage: Eukaryota; Viridiplantae; Streptophyta; Magnoliopsida; Solanales; Convolvulaceae.
GGCCAGAGACGGUAAUCUAUCACAGUGGCAGUGCAGAACACUCAGCCUUGUGCCAGUUCAGAACAUUCCGUCGACAAGUGAAUGGUGCCCACAACCAGAGGAAAGAAGACCGACUAGAAGAGGAUUUGACGAUCAGAUUUCUGGAAGAAUGAAGGAAAUAUAGAGGAGUUACAAGUCGUAAACACAGUACCAAGGUGUCAAGGAGAAGCUAUCCUGUUCAUCUGUAAGGAUCUGUAAAUCUGUUCGAACUUUGUGGAGGCACAAUUCGCGGCUAGGAGAGGCGAGGGCUAAGCCUGAAAUAAUCUGACCCAUUUCGUAUUCGACAGUUGACCACCUUGACUGUGCCUCGAUCUCAGCGGAGGAAAGCCACGGCCUCAGCCUUAGCGAUCGAUGAACUGUGGAUCUAUUCGCUUCAUCUCUCUAUGCGUCCCCGAAAGAAAUGUCUAGUAUAUUAGAGCGUCUGCGAUGGAUGAUUGCUGGUUUGAACAGACCAACUGUGACGCCUAGGAAAUUGAAUAGUACUGAAGAUAGACCCACAACAUUGUCACAGCGGCAGCAUGUCCCACUAACUAAGUCUAAUAACAGCUCUAUAUCAUACCAUAUGAAUUCGAGGCCCAUGUUGGAUGCUGUGUGUGAGAUUGCCAUCUACAUUCACCGGUUUCACAACCUGGACCUAUUCCAGCAAGGAUGGUAUCAAAUUAAGAUUACAAUGAGGUGGGAGGAUGAUGGUUAUGAUUCAGCUGGAACUCCAUCAAGAGUUGUUCAAUAUGAAGCUCCUGAUAUGGGCUCUGAUCACAUAUGUGGAGUGUGGAUGAUUGAUGACACUGACAACAGUUACUUCACACAGCCAUUUAGGAUCAAAUAUGCGAGGCAGGAUAUCCUUCUCUCGGUGUUGGUCUCAUUUAGUUUAUCUCUCAGUAAAUACGAGGGUGCAUAUUCUUCUGCAAUUAUUCUGAAAUUUGAGCUUCUAUAUGCACCUGUAUUGGAAAACAGGUCUGGUAUGCCCGCCUCGUUAGGCACAAAACCUGUAGCAGUUCAUGAAUUUCGAAUUCCUCCCAAGGCUCUUCUGGGAAUGCACUCUUACUGCCCUGUUCAUUUUGAUGCUUUCCAUGCUGUACUUGUUGAUGCAAGUGUUCACAUAUGUUUAUUAAAACGUGGUAUCCACAUCCCCUCAUCAAAGGUAGCAAGUGAAGAUGCUUCAGCUGAAGACUUUGAUAGAGCAAAGCAAAUUCUGCUUGUCAAAGGAUUCAUAACUGCUCGUGCCAUAUUGCUUGAAGAGCUAAAGAAAGUCAGCAAGGCUAUUAAUCAAGCUAUUGAUGUAAAUGAUUUUUCUGCCAAGCAUGAGGAUAAAGAACUGUUGAGUUUGAACCAAAAUUCUGUUUCUUCAACAGAAGAUGAUCAGGUUUCACAACAGUUGUCAAGCCAAAAGCAGAAUGUGUCUCAGAAACAAAAUGGCUUGACUGAUUUAGAAAGUGAAGAAGCUCUUCAAUCUCUAUCCAAUGAUGAACUAUUGGGCAUGUUUCAUUCUUUUGGCAACCAAGUUUUUUACUUAUGGAGUGUAUUCCUAAAGUUUCACAGGGUUCACAGAACAUCAAUUUUGGAUUUCCUUAUAACUCAAUGGGCCAUUGAUAGAAGAGCCGAAUGGUCAAUAUGGAUGGUUCAUUCUAAAGUUGAGAUGCCUCAUCAAUAUAUUAGUAGUGACAUUGAUAGUUCUUCAUACCAUGGUACCUAUGGGAGACCACCUAUUACCCGGAAGCUCACAGAAGAUCCUGCCCAAACUGCAGCUAUGCGAGCUGAACUUCAUCGGCGGAGUAUUGCACAAAUGAGGAUUAACAAUUCCUCAAUCCAAGACUUGCAAAUUUUUGGAGAUCCGUCGCACAUUCCAAUUGUGAUUGUAGAACAUGUUGUAAAUGCCCCUGUGCGUUCAACUAGUAGAAAUUCAUACUCAAAUCAUCUAGAGCAAAAUGAUGCAAAUAUCUUUCUUCGUGAGAUGAUCAAUUCCAAAGCCAUAAAGAAGUCAUUUGAUGAAAACCCUCAGAAUGGACGAGAUCUGAAAAUUGUUGUCUUUGUCCAUGGAUUUCAGGGGCAUCAUUUAGACUUGCGUCUUGUCAGGAACCAAUGGCUUUUGAUAGAUCCUAAGGUAGAGUUUCUGAUGUCAGAGGUUAAUGAAGAGAAAACUUCUGGGGAUUUCAGAGAAAUGGGAGUAAGGCUUUCUCAGGAAGUAACUUCUUUUGUGAAAAAGAAGAUGGAGAAGGCCACAAAACAUGGAAAUUUGAAAAGCAUCAAGAUCAGCUUUGUCGGUCAUUCCAUUGGGAACAUCAUAUUAAGGACUGCAUUAACAGAGAGCAUUAUGGAACCAUAUCUCAGAUAUCUGCAUACAUACAUUUCUAUAUCUGGCCCACAUCUUGGUUACUUGUACAGUUCAAAUUCUUUAUUUAACUCUGGGCUGUGGCUUUUGAAGAAGCUCAAGGGCACCCAGUGCAUUCACCAGCUUACUUUUACCGAUGACCCCGAUAUUCAAAAUACUUUCUUGUACAAACUUUGCAAGCGGAAGACCUUGGAGAAGUUCAGGAAUAUUAUCUUGUUAUCAUCUCCACAGGAUGGGUACGUUCCAUACCAUUCAGCUAGGAUAGAGAUGUGCCAAGCAUCUUCAGUAGACAACUCAAAGAAGGGGAAAGUUUUUAUGGAGAUGCUCAACCAUUGCUUGGACCAAUUACGCGCCCCUUCAUGUGAUCACCGGGUUUUCAUGCGGUGCGAUGUGAAUUUUGACAUAUCCUUGCAGGGGAAGAACUUGAACACCAUGAUCGGAAGGGCUGCUCAUAUUGAGUUUCUUGAAUCUGACGCUUUUGUGAAAUUCAUCAUGUGGUCGUUUCCAGAACUCUUCCAUUGAUUGCUUAUAAGAUGGAUGCUUAUGAUGACAGGCAGUUUUACUUGCUGCAUAUUGCACCUGGGAGGAGCUUUGCAAUUUCUUGGUACAGUUUUUAGUAUCAGAUAGGUUUAAUUAGUUCUCUUCGGUGAUUGUAUCCUCCUAGCAUUGACCCGAGUAAACAAGUUAAUUUUUAUUUAUUUAUUUAUUUAUUUAUUUAUUGAUUUGAGAAAUAGUGCAGCCACAGAUUUGAUGGAAUUUUAGUCGUGACUAGGUAAGUAGUUUAAGAUUGUGCACAACUUGUGUGCUACUCUUAAUAGUAUAUGUAUAAAAUAAAUAGUAAUGUUAAUAAUAAUAUUAUUAAUAUUAUUUAAAUAAGUAUUCCGUAUAUGAGUAAAUGAG